Messenger RNA from Dromaius novaehollandiae (emu), 2379 nucleotides. RefSeq names its product THO complex subunit 5 (gene THOC5). The transcript has 20 exons. The record is from RefSeq and is a predicted model, not a curated record. Gene Ontology annotation, molecular function: mRNA binding. Gene Ontology annotation, cellular component: THO complex part of transcription export complex. Gene Ontology annotation, biological process: mRNA export from nucleus; positive regulation of DNA-templated transcription, elongation. The coding region runs from base 189 to 2240 and encodes 683 amino acids. Lineage: Eukaryota; Metazoa; Chordata; Aves; Casuariiformes; Dromaiidae.
GCGGUGCCCGCUAGAGGGCGCCUGUCAGGGAUGGCGCUCUGCGCCGCGCUCGUCUGCUCCGUGACGUCACAUCCGGGUGGCGCUGAGGCGGGCUGCCCGGUGAGCGCGGAGGCCGUGGCGGGACCGGGGCCGGGGCCGGGGCCGGGAGCGACCGAGCUGAGCGCGGCCGCGGGGCUCCCGGCAGCGCCAUGUCAUCGGACUCCAGCAAGAAGCGGAAGCCCAAAGUGAUCCGCACCGACGGGGGCCCGCAGGAGGGCAAGCGGGGCAAGGCCGACGCUGACCAGGAUGCUCGGUACUACAGCGAGGAGGGUGAGGUGGAUCUGCGCGACCCCAUCAAAGACUACGAGCUGUACAAAGAGACUUGCCAGGAGCUGCAGAGACUCAUGGCCGAAAUCCAGGAGCUGAAGAGCAGAGGCGUCAAGGACAACGCUUCCGAGAUAGACGAGCGGCGCAUCCAGAGCUGUGUCCACUUCAUGACCCUCAAGAAACUCAACCGCUUGGCUCACAUCCGGCUGAAGAAAGGAAGAGAUCAAACCCAUGAGGCGAAGCAGAAGGUGGAUGCGUAUCACCUGCAGCUCCAGAACCUGCUCUACGAGGUGAUGCACCUGCAGAAAGAGAUCACCAAGUGCCUGGAGUUCAAAUCGAAACACGAGGAGAUCGAGUUGGUGAGCCUGGAGGAGUUCUACAGGGAGGCUCCGCCGGAAAUCAGCCGCCCAGCGAUCACCCUGGCCGAGCCCCACCAGCAGACCCUCGCCCGCCUCGACUGGGAGCUGGAGCAGCGCAAGCGGUUGGCAGAGAAAUACAAGGAGUGUCUGUCCAACAAGGAGAAGAUCCUGAAGGAGAUCGAGGUGAAGAAGGAAUACCUGAGCAGCCUCCAGCCCCGACUCAACAGCAUUAUGCAGGCCUCCCUGCCUGUCCAGGAGUAUCUCUUCAUGCCCUUCGACCAGGCGCACAAGCAGUACGAGAUAGCACGGCACCUGCCACCCCCGCUCUACGUCCUCUUCGUGCAAGCCAGCGCCUACGGGCAGGCCUGCGAUAAGAAGCUUGUCGUAGCCAUUGAAGGGAGCGUCGAAGAAGCCAAAGCCCUGUACAAGCCACCCGAGGACUCACAGGAUGACGAGAGCGAUUCAGACGCGGAGGAGGAGCAGACCACGAAGCGGCGCCGGCCCACGCUGGGCGUGCAGCUGGACGACAAGCGCAAGGAGAUGCUCAAGCGCCACCCGCUCUCCGUCACCGUCGACGUGAAAUGCAAAGAUGAGAAUGUGCUUCACCUGACCUUCUACUACCUGAUGAACCUCAACGUCAUGACGGUGAAAACCAAGGUGACCACCGCUGUCGAGCUGACGACCCCCAUCAGCGCCGGAGACCUGCUCUCCCCAGAUUCCCUCCUGAGCUGCCUGUACCCGGGAGACCACGGGAAGAAAACGCCGAACCCAGCCAACCAGUUCCAGUUCGAUAAAGUGGGCAUCGUGACCUUGAGCGAUUACGUGACGGAGCUGGGGCAUCCUUACGUGUGGGUGCAGAAGCUGGGCGGCCUGCAUUUCCCCAAGGACCAGCCUCAGCACACAGUCACCGCGGACAACUCGCUGAGCGCGAGCCACAUGGAGAUGACGGUGAAACUGCUGCGGAUGAGGCUGCAGUCACGCCUGGCUCUCCACAAGCAAUUUGCGUCGCUGGAGCACGGUGUCGUGCCAGUGUCCAGCGAGUGCCAGCACCUCUUCCCUUCCAAGAUUGUCUCGCGCCUGGUGAAGUGGGCUGCCAUCCCCUACGAGGACUACGCGGAGCUGCCCUACACCCGGGAUGUGCUGGAGGCUGGCCUGGCCGAGGACACCCACCUCUAUUACAUGGCGCUGAUCGAACGGGGGACAGCCAAGCUGCAGGCCGCCGUGGUGCUCAACCCUGGCUACUCCACGCUGCCGCCCAUCUUCAGCCUGUGCCUCAACUGGAAAGGGGAGCGGACUGGCAGCAAUGACGACAACAUUCGGGCCAUGGAGAGCGAGGUCAACGUGAGCUACAAGGAGCUGUGGGGGCCCAAACCCGGCUACCAGCUCCUCACCAACCAGCUGCAGCGCCUCUGCAUGGUGCUCGACGUCUACCUGGAGACGGAGUCGCACGACACCAGCGUGGAGGGGCCCAAGGAGUUCCCCCAGGAGAAGAUGUGUCUGCGCCUCGUCAGGGGGCCCACCCGCAUGAAACCGUUCAAGUUUAACUACCCGCAGGGUUUCUUCAGUCAUCGCUGACAUCCCCAGGCUCUCCUGCGUGGGCACCGCUCCGGGUCUGGGCCUCGAGUGGGUCCAUCCUGCCAGUUCGGUUGCUUUCCCAAGGUUUGGUUUGAGAUUUUGUAUCCAAAGGGAUUAAAUUCUGGACUGAAGGAAAAAA